Molecule: messenger RNA, 1493 nt
Organism: Tuber aestivum (summer truffle)
Lineage: Eukaryota; Fungi; Ascomycota; Pezizomycetes; Pezizales; Tuberaceae
Source: the annotation of a GenBank genome assembly
AUUCUCCCAAAGACACCAGCGAUCAAAAAGAAAGGAAAAAGCAAUAUUAGAAUGCCCGGCUUCGAUUUCUCCAACCACACCCGUAAUGCGGCGCUACACGCUAAGGGCAUGCCUUUGCCCAAAGCUACUUCUACGGGGACCACCAUCGUGGGAUGUAUUUUUGAUGGGGGGGUUGUCAUAGCUGCUGGUUUGUGCUAUUCAUGCCCUGUUGGAAGGGGCUGUUGCUGGGUGAGGGGAAGGAGAGGAGGUCACUAAUCAUUGGAACCGUGGGAUAAAGACACAAGAGCUACCAGCGGUCCUAUCGUCGCCGAUAAGAACUGUGAAAAACUGCAUUUUAUUUCUCCCCAGAUUUGGUGUGCUGGUGUGUUCUCGCCCCUCUAUCUACCUAUUAUAUCCCUAUCGUCAAGAAGCUAAGAUCCUCCCUAGGAGCCGGAACUGCUGCGGAGUAAACCCCUCUUCACACACCCCCCUCCCUCCCUCUGCUCCCAACCCAGCUAAUGCAACACCACCCGCCCACAGCACAGAGUUCACAACAGCUCUAAUCUCCUCUCAGCUCGAACUCCACGGCCUAAGCACGGGCCGCAAACCUCGCGUCGUGACCUGCAUGACCCUCCUAAAGCAGCACCUCUUCCGCUACCAGGGGCACAUUGGCGCAUACCUCGUCGUCGCAGGCGUAGACCCGACAGGUACCCACCUCUUCACCGUCCACGCCCACGGGUCCACCGAUAAGCUGCCGUAUGUCACCAUGGGCUCUGGCUCCCUCGCCGCGAUGGCGGUCUUCGAGACAAAGUGGGGGAAGCACCUGACCAAGGAGAAAGCGGUUGAUCUUUGCUCUGAGGCCAUCCUAGCGGGUAUUUUCAACGAUUUGGGGUCUGGAAGCAAUGUCGAUGUUUGUGUCAUCACUCCUGAGAAGGUAUGUUUCAUCUUUUUUUUUCUUUUCACCCCUCUCAGUGCAGGGCGCAGGAGGGGAGAGGGGCUGGCUGAUUGAGGGAUGGAUAGGCGACGCUCAUGCGCAAUCAUAUCAUGCCGAAUGAACGUAUGCCCAAGGAGAUGUCGUACAAGUUUGCUCGUGGCACAACCGGAUAUAUCAAGGAGAUGGUUAUUGAGAAGAAGGACUUGAAGAAGUAUGUCACUAUAGUCGACUUGGGCGAUGCUCUGGCUAGUGGGGGUGCGGAAGGAGAUGCUAUGGAGGUGGACGCUUAGAUGGUAAUCUCCGUAGCGUGGGAAUUAGGCUUACUACAGCCCUGAUCCAAUAGAUCAGAGAUAUCUCAGCACCGGUGAACUUUUGUUGUAGCAUUGCGGUCCCAUUCGGUGGGGUAUUACAUCACACCCGUGGAAUUUCGUUCGUAAGCAUGCCGUGGUUUGGGCUGGAACCUCGACAGAGGUAAUCUAAUCAUACUACAGGUACCACGAAAACUCUACCCGCUCAAUGUACACUAUGCAAUGUUUGUCAUCAAAAUGCCACUCAUACAUCUCAUGGCUUGUGAGAAACC